Messenger RNA from Pomacea canaliculata, 4894 nucleotides. Its product is annotated as thioredoxin domain-containing protein 16-like. The record is from RefSeq and is a predicted model, not a curated record. Bases 235 to 3003 code for a protein of 922 amino acids. NCBI's taxonomy places the organism in Eukaryota, Metazoa, Mollusca, Gastropoda, Architaenioglossa, Ampullariidae. The transcript has 21 exons.
UCUAUAGAUCAUGUGACAUAUAUAUAUAGUAUCGGGAAGUCACGUGGGAGUCGUCCCGCUGACGCUUACCGUACUAAGCACCGUGACAUUACCGUAUGGAAUCGUAUUGUUUUGAAAAGCACAAUUUGCUUGUAUAUCUGCAACUUAAUCAACAUUACUUACAUUCAUUUAAAUCGUGCUGUGCUUUCCUUUGCAACGGGAAUCCAUUCCCAAAGAUCCAUCAGUGCUGAAGAUAUGGCAUUAUACCUCAUCUGGACCGUACUCCUUAUAAUUACAGUCCCAUCAGCAGCUGAAAAUAAAAUUGAAACGGGACAAAAUGAUAAAAAUCUUUCAAGUCCUAAUGCUAGUGAUAAAAACAAAACAGAUAUUUCCCUGAAAUAUGAAUUCAAAAAUGCUCUGAUCCUUAACUACACUAUGCUGCAAAAGCUAAGGAAUGCCCCGUCUGUUGGUGUGGCUUUCUUCUAUUCAAAACGUUUUAAAGCAAUUCCCCACUUUUUCUUUGAGUAUGACAAGUCUGCCGGUUUCUUAAAUGCAUAUGGAAUUAUGCUUGGAGUGGUUGAUUGCACAGCUGAUGUGGCAGACCUAACAGCUGUUUGUGCAAAGGAAACUAAAAGACGAAAAGUUCUGGCUUACAGACAAGGUGAAGAAAUGUUGGCACUUGACCUGGAUGUAAUGUUUGAUGUGAACUCAAUUAUGUCAAAUAUCCUGCAACUGGCUUUAUUAAAUGAUGUGGCCAUUAUACAAAGUGAGGAUGAACGUAAAGCGGUAGAGAAGGAGAAUGCUGGGCAAAAGGAUGUUAUAUUUUCUUAUCAUGCUGCCAUUGGCACAUAUGAGCACAGAGUCUUCAUGGAAGUUGCCUUUGCAUAUCGGGAUAAAUACAAGUUUUACCUGACCACACAUAUGAGCAGUAUUGCAGGUCUUCAGAAUAUCAGUUUGGUGACUGAGAACACAAUGAGUGCAGUGUGGAUGCUGUAUUGUAAGGAGAAAUAUGAUGCCUUAAAUGGAUGCCAUAGCAACAGCUACAGAGGACCCUUAACUCUUCAAGGUUUUGCAAGCUUUGUGAAAUUGCUAUCUCAGCCUAGGGUGUUUUACCAUCUGCAAGAUGGCUUAAAGCCUUCUUGUGAAACAAUGCCAUGCAUUCACAUAAGGCACACUUCAGAUACAAAAGCAUCUGUUGCUGCUGUCAUUGAUGCCAUCCAGUUUAUUGUGCAUGGGAUGGCUAGAUUAAUAGUGGAAGAGAGGCAUCCAAGUGUUAUCCCACCAUUGACACCUGACCCACAGAUUGAAUUGUCAAAACCUGGAAUGGAAAAGAGUAUAAUGAUGGAACAAGAGUGGACGAAGGAAAAUGUGGAGGCUUUCAUUUCAUCCGUUCUUUUCGGCAAGGAGACUGAGAUGGCACAGGGAGUUAGUCCACCUUCGUUUAGUGGUGAAAGUCAAAAUGUCACUGAAGAUAUUGUAAUGGACAUUGAUGAUAUGGUCAUGCAUGUAGCAGUGCAUACAGAGGUAAUUCCUGAGCACCUACCAGCACUCGGUGACAUGUCCUUUCCAGAGACAGUGGCUGCAAGAAAGCUGCUUGUGGUCUAUUUCUAUUUACCAUUUGAUUCAAGAAGCACAAUAUUUCUACAUGAGCUAGAGGAGGUUGCCAGUAACAUAACAGAUCUCCAAAAGGACCCUCAUGGUCAUCCACUUGCUCGAGUAAACUGUUAUGACUGGACUGAUGUGUGUCAGAAAGAAAACAUUACCACAUACCCAACUUUGCGUGUAUACAGGAAUGGUCAAAGACAAGAUUAUAAUGAUGUUUUGGACAAAGAUGUCGUUAUUCGCAUGAUAAGGCUUCUGCAGAUGGAGCAGCCUCUUAUCCUGAAGACUGUAAACGAAGUGACAGAUUUCCUAAGUGGGCGAAUGCCAGAAGAUGCAAAGCUUAUGACUGAUAACUUGGUCAUUUUGAGGCCCUCAUCUUCCAUGAAGGAGAUGGAAGAUUAUGGAUUGGUUGUUAAGUCUUUUGAGAGUCACAUGCUGUUUGCUGUAGUGGAUCCACAAGUUGAUACUAACUAUGUUCCAGAGACAAGUAUUGUACACGUGAGGCUUUCUGACCACCACAUGCCUAUUGAGACACUGCAUGAUCCAUUUGAUGCAGAAUCAAUGAAAAGCUUCCUUAUGAAGGGCCAGUUUCAUCUUUUGCCUGAACUUACACAUUUGAACUUCCCAGCUUUGUAUGCAAAGAAGCAACCAUUUGGAGUCCUGUUUUUAAGUAAAGAUGGUGCAGAAUCACAAAUUCUGGAGGAAAAUGUUGUUGCAAUAGUUAAAGCAAAAAUGUUUCCAGAGGUCAUAUUCUGCAAGAUGACAAUAGAUAGUGAUGAUUCCAUUGCAUCCAGCAUUCUUCGUCACUACCUAGGAAGCCUGCUGGUUCCUUCAUUAGUCAUUGUGUGGCAUCAGGAGGGGAAAAUCUUUGCACAGUAUGGUCCAGAUACCUCACAGUUCUCAGAGAAAGCAUUAUCCAGUUGGAUCAGAGGUGUCUUUGAUGGGAGUGAGAAACCUUUCAAGGGCCUUCGAAAGGGAGAAUGGAAGCCACAUGGACAACAUUAUGACUUCUUAACACUUAUUGAGCAUGAAAGGCAAAUGAAAAACACAGAUGAAGAGGAGAUGAUUAACCCAGAUUCAUCUUCGAUGUGUGAUGGUACUGACUGUGACAUGACCAUGCAAGGAGCCACAGGGACAGGGAUAAAAAUGAUGGCAGAAAAAGAGGAUGCAGAUUCUGACAUCCGAAAUACAAUGUUGGAGCUACAACAUUCUCGUCUGUAUUCUGGCAAGGAACGCAGGUCACACACCUCUGGUGCAGCUCAGCAUUCAGAGGCAGCAGUUUCCACAAAGAAAAACGCAGAGAUGGAAAUAGAAGCUGCUGCCCCACAAGCAGGUGGCCAUGCCAGUGAUUCUACUGGUGCUCACCCUGCUCUUUCAGAUAAUGCUGAAAUGAAGAAGAUGGAUAAACACACAGAACUUUAGAGUUUUACAGGUUCUGCACAGUACAGUGGAUGAUAUGCUUUCAUCCAUAAAAAUAUGUCAGCAGAAGUGUAUUCAGUGUCUGUGAUCCCAUAGUAUUAAAAUGUUGAUAUGUGUUGUGACAGUCUAUGCUAUGAUCUGACAAAUCAGCCGCCCAAUAACUUUUAUCUCUUUACAUAUUUGAAUACAUUUUAUUUUAAUUCUGUUAGGACUGAAGUUUACUUUGGGAAUAUGAAAUACUUUGUAUAUACUCAUUUAUGGAGUGUGCAAGGAUAGUUUGGGCAGUUGCCUCAUUUCGUUAUUUGAAUUUUAGUUUUACUUGAAAUCCUAUGGCUGAAUUUUGCUAACAUUAAAGGAUCUCCAGAGCUGAAAAUUAGUCGCGGUUUAUUCUCAAGCAUAACUGGUAUUUCCAGAUAAUAUGUUUGUAACAACUGGCAGGUUUGCUGAUCAAAAUCAAACCAUUCCAUCACUUCUUACAUUUACACGAAGGUAUCUUUUGUUAUUUAAGAGUUUACCUUGCAGUCCUGAGAUAUAACAUGAACAUGCAGUAAAUCGUGUUCCUUCUUUUUGUCAUUGUUUUGAUAUUUUUGUUACAGGUUAACAGAAGCUUCUGUGAUAAGAGCAUUUGACACUUGUGCUAACAUUCUAAUGCUGCUGAUGAAAACAGCUGGGUUUUUCCAGAAUUGCAUAUUUUUCAUAGAACAUUUUUGUUUGUUGUUUUUAAAUACUAUUUUAGGUUAGAAAGUGAUGCACAGUUUGUACAAUAUAUUUUGCAAAUGAACUGUUUUUUUAAUCAAUCAUCUUACAAAAGUUUAUUUAAAUAGAUUGAUAUGAUAUUAUUCUGAGAGAGAGAGAAUGUGUGUGUAUGUGCAUGCACAUGUACUUGAACAUGCAAAGGCAUUUGAUGUGUCCGUUGAAAUGAAAAUAUUUUUCGUUAUUACUGCCUUUGUCCUUACAUUGGUCUCUCCCCAUUUUUGUUGAGCGGCCCGGUGGCGCAACGGUUAGCGCUGUUAGCGCCUGUCACCAAUACAGUGAAGGUUGGCUGCCCAGAGUUCAUUUCUCGUCUCGGGCACGCUGUUCUUUCUCUGCACGUGGCAUCUGUUUACAGGGCUGGCUGCCUGCCGUAAUAUAGCCUCAGUUGCUGACACGGCGUAAAACACCAAAUCCCCCCCCCCUCCCCAUUUUUGUUUCUCUCUCUCUGUGCUAUUUGGAAUUUGCUUUGCUUAAGAACUGUUUUUUGCAUUUAUUUAAUUCUGUCUCAAGCUUUUUCUCAAGUGUACUAGUUUUCUUUUGAACAAAUGGUCAGAAUGUUUAAACUUUAUUAUAAAGGUUACUGAACAAAUUGUGCUGGAACUCUAUUGGUAUUUCGAACUUGACAGAAAGACAACUCAUCUCUUUCAAAGACCAAAUCAACCCAUGUAAGACCAAAUAGGCCCAAUCCAAAACACAAAUUCUGUAUUGAUCUGUCCAGCUCCUAUUGCAAGCAUUUAUCUCUUUAAUGCCAGAGCAUUAAGACUAAGACUAAGAAUAUCAGUUUCCUGAAACAGCCUUAAUAGCAAAUUCACCUUGAAAUGUGCAUUGUCUGUGAACUGUGUAUAAAGCACAGUUAAAUUUGUUGCAUCUGUUUUUGUUUUCUGAUUUUGUUACCUUCUGUUAACACAUAGAACUCAGUAAUAAAUUUAAAACAAUAAUUAUGUUUUUACCAUCAAGGAAUGUUAUUUAUAUUUAAAUCAAUCUUCUUUAUCAGCAAUUUAAACUAUAUUGGGCCAAACAAACUGCCAGAAUUAAAAAAAAAUCUACAGCCUUGUGCUAAUCUGCGCUAAUAUUACAUGUCAGCUGUGUAAAUUUCUUGCAGAAGAUUUGUCAAAAUAAAGAAGUCAAAGUGCACCAGGAA